AUGGCUGAACUGGCUGUUGGAGGAGCUUUUCUCUCUGCUUUUCUUCAAGUGUUAUUUGAUAGGUUAGCUUCAAAGGAGGUGGUUGACUUCUUCCAUGGAAAGAAACACAUUGUAGACUUACUCAAUGAGUUGAAUCUAACCCUGUUGUCAGCUACUUCACUGUUAAAUGAUGCUGAGGAGAAACAGCUACAAGAUCAGACUGUCAGGACAUGGCUUAAUGAUUUUAAGGAAGUUGUUCAUGAAGCAGAUGAGGUGGUGGACGAGAUCAACACUGAAGCCUUGAGACGCAGCUUGGAGGUUGAAUCAGAUAUUGACAAUAUUAUGAGUAAGAUGUUCUUGAAAUUCAUCCCUACUACUUCUUUUUGGGAAUUUGAUAACCCUGUCAAAACAAAGAUAGUUGGGAUUCUUGAAUUCUGCAAAGGCUACCUACUCCUUUGGCAAUAG
Molecule: messenger RNA, 444 nt
Organism: Cannabis sativa
Lineage: Eukaryota; Viridiplantae; Streptophyta; Magnoliopsida; Rosales; Cannabaceae
Product: putative disease resistance RPP13-like protein 1
Exons: 2
Coding region: 1-444 (147 amino acids)
Source: RefSeq, a predicted model, not a curated record